GAAGCGUGGUACCGGUGCGAUAAUCUGCCUAGCAACCACGAAGCCGGCUUUAAAGCGGUAACUUCAGUACGUCCUGUGGAUAGGGUUCCCGCCCGGUAGCGUGAAGCAGAGUCCGGUGGACUCGUAGUACCAGGGGACGGGACUCAACGAGGGUCUCGAGUUCUACAAAACAAGGCUGACCCCAGAGAUCACCACGGAGUCCCCGAGGCCCCAACCGGGGGAGGAGUCGAUCCCCCCCGCUGAGGUGAGAACCGGCGGGAGAGCAACGCGGCCUCUGAGAGGUCCAGGGACAGUUGGCCGAGAGAUGCUACACUGGGUAGCUAAGUGCUUGGGAACAACGCCAUGGCGGAUGAAACUUGUCGGACACGGAGUCAGAAGAGGGCUCUAGAGAGAGAGGUGAUCCCGAAUGACUUUGAUAGUAAAAAGAUCAAACUGGAGAAAGGACUUUUGGAUAUAAAAUCAGACACUGAUCUUCUGAUGAGGGCUGAACAUGGAGUUAGCAAAGUUCCUGGUCUUUUGAAGGGUGGGGAAGUAAAAGCAACUAUUAAAGUGGAGUUACAGACAGGAGAUGAACCAAUGGAUAUGAGCACCUCAAAAAGUGAAGUAAAAAAAGAAAGAAGAGUCCCUUCUCCAGAUGUCAUUGUGUUAUCUGAUAAUGAGCCUUCCAGUCCAAGAAUGAAUGGCUUAACUAAGCUUCCGAAAGAACCGACCUCUGAAACUUUCCUGCUUUUGCAGAAAAGCAGCCCAGAAGAACGAGAGCGAAUGAUCAAACAACUCAAGGAAGAGUUAAGGUUAGAAGAAGCCAAACUUGUUCUUCUUAAGAAGUUACGUCAAAGCCAGAUCCAGAAGGAGACAGCCCCCCAGAAGGUAACAUCACGAAUCUCUGGCGCGGUUAUACCUCCUCCUUUGGUUCGAGGAGGACAGCAGUUGCCAUCUAAGCAAUCCACCCAGAUUGUAAUGCCACCUCUCGUUCGAGGAGCACAGCCCAUCUCUGUCUCUCCCCAGCAAAUACACAACAUCAGACAGCAUCCCAGCACAGGACCCCCACCGUUGCUUCUGGCCCCUAGGGCAUCUGUACCCAAUGUCCAAAUGCAAGGGCAGAGAAUUAUUCAGCAGGGAUUAAUCAGGGUGGCAAAUGUGCCCAGUACAAGUCUUCUGGUCAACAUCCCACAGGCAUCCCCAACUUCUUUGAAAGGAUCAUUGGGAACAGCCAGUAAUGCUAACAGCAUCUCGAGUGCCAACUCGAAUGAAUCUCCUGCCAGUAGGCAAGCGGCUGCCAAAUUGGCUCUACGAAAGCAGUUAGAGAAGACUCUGCUAGAGAUCCCUCCUCCUAAGCCUCCUGCCCCAGAGCUCAACUUCCUCCCCAGUGCAGCUAAUAAUGAAUUUAUCUACUUAGUUGGGCUUGAGGAAGUGGUCCAGAACUUGCUGGAGACACAAGGUAAAAUGGUGCAGGCACCCUCUUCCCACGAGCCUUAUAGCUGUGCCCAAUGCAAAACGGACUUCACCAGCCGCUGGAGGCAGGAGAAGAGUGGGACCAUCAUGUGUGACGUGUGUAUGACCUCGAAUCAGAAGAAGUCACUGAAGGCUGAGCACACCAACAGACUGAAGGCUGCCUUUGUGAAGGCUCUGCAACAAGAGCAAGAGAUUGAGCAAAGGAUAUUGCAGCAAAGCUCCUCUCCAGCACAGACUAAGACAGAACAUCCUGUGCAGCACCAUUCUCUAAAACAGAGUCCAACACCUAUAUCCCGUGGACUGCCAGGGACCACGAGAGGAGUCCUGCAUACGUUUCCCCCUACGACCAAGUUGGCCAAUUCAGCAACCCUUGUUAGUCGGUCGCUAAAGCCUGGUGAGCGUCCUUUGAACAAGAAUAACAUGACAACCGGAAACUGGAAGAAGAGCCCUAUGAAUGCAGGUGGGACGUUAGCCUUUGUGAACCCUGGCCUCUCUGUACACAAGUCUUCACCAGCUGUGGACCGCCAACGGGAAUACCUCCUAGACAUGAUUCCUCCUCGCUCAAUUACCCAAUCCUCUACGUGGAAAUAAUAAACAGAGCCACAACAGUGACAUAAUAAGCAGACAAAAAACAUGCAAAUGUGGAGAACAUGAGAAAUAAGGGAUGGUUUCCCAGCACUGCCCUUGCCCUCAAGCAGUGUGCAGAAAUAGAAACCUCCUGGAGAACCUGCUUCAUUUGUUCUAUUUUUCCUGCUGUUGAGGAUACAUUGUAACCUUUCACAAUGGAUUGUGGGCAAGGAUGGUUUCAGAGGAGUGCGAAGGAGGAUUACAGACACACCCCUCCACGUUUUCUUUUCAAGUUCUUGAUUAGACUUGCAUAUCUUUUGAAGUCUCAAUCCUGCAUUUUUUUUUGUCUUUACUUUUUAAUGGUGUAUGUCUAAGCCCCCAAAUAUUUUUUUCCUUCACAGCCCUAAAUUAUCAAGAGGAAAACUUUACUGCCUCCCCCUUCCAAUAGAGGCUUCACUGAAUGCAUUUGCCCAGUGUGGUUUUGAGAAGGUUUAACUGGAUCUUUUUAGUUUUCUCUUCUCUUGUUGCUGCAUUGUUUAACCAAUCAAGUUCACUUCAGAUACUAGAGCUAUACUACUUUUGCAAGGGGUAUGGGAGAGCAUUUGUUGAUAGGGAAAACAUACAAAGUUACAGUCCAUUCUGGUUUCUUAUCACUGUACUAAAGCAUAUUCAACCAUCUACAAACAUAAGUAAAUUAAAAAGAAAAAAGUUAACCAAAUAUUCAGGUUUGUUUUCCCUGAUCAUAAAAGGAGACUCAAGUUGAUCUGUAAACCAGCCUGUUAAGCUAAAAAAAAAUAAAAAAUUCAGAAAUCAGUUUUCCCAUUUAUCUACAGCUCAAGCAGCUCCUUCUAUAUUUAAGCAAGCACUGUAUGUCAAAUUGGCCUGAUCCCAGCCAUGCACCCCACCCCAAAAAAAAAGCUCUCACCCUUUCAUCAGAACUUUUGUCCCGUAAUAAUCAUACUACGGUUUAACAUUUUGACCGAUUUUUCUUUUCUUUACAAAUCAAGUUGCUAUUUAAGACCAUGGGAGAUGGAGGAUUAAAAAAAAUAUAUAUAUAUAUAUAAAAGUGCAUAAAGUAUAAAAUCCACCAAUCCCUUAAAAAAGGUUCAUUUUAAUUCUGUUGUGUGAAUAUAAAUGUUUAGAUACUUUUUUUGAUAUAUGCAGUUGCUUAGGGUUUAGUUUUUGUUUCUUUGGGGGGUGGGGAGGGUUGAAUAUUUUUCCUCUGUUGUAUAAAAACCCUAGAAUUUAAACUUGACUUUUUUUGCGUGUAUGAUAAAUUAGAAGGGGUGAGAGAAUAUUAUAUAAAUAUAUAUAUUAUUUUUGUUCCAUUCCAAAAAGGAGGGCUUUUUUUAGGGAAAGGUUUAAAUGGCUGGAUUUUUUUCUGCCCAGGAGCACGAAAUGCAAACAACUUAAUUUUGGGUUCCCUUUAAUAAGCCAUGUUUUCCUUUUUUCAGGCUAUAAGGUAUCCACAAAUAUUGAAAUAUCUUUAAGUGGUAUCUUGUAAUCUCCAGUCUGAGUGCCUUAUUGCACUCCUAUGUCCUUCUAAAAAGCAAAACUUAUUAGUUUUUAUUUCUUCCCUGUUUGUACUCCUCAAAUUAUAUUUAUGCCCUCAGAUCCCCAUAAUCUUCUGCAAAAAAUGUUGUUUAUCAAACCAAACCCGUUCUGCAGCUUAAAGAAGUGGAAUCCUGCAGCCAUGUUUCUUUUUACAGUCCACUGCACUGUCAUUUUGAGGAGUACAAAUGGUUUAUGGAAACUAAUUAUUUACAGCUUUUUAAGCCUUUCCAUAGGCGCCUAUCCCUCCUGCCCUGGACAUGAGUGGAUAGGUAGCGGAGUGCAGUUUUUAUUGCACUCUUAGCUUCAAGGUGCAAAUGUUUCUGCUCCAUGGGAGGAGAAAGUGUGUCUGCCAGAGUGUGUGGGAACCUGCGAUGCCCUAUCAUUGAUAGAACUAGCUGUUUCUAUUUAAUCACACUGGCCAGAACUGCAUUUCUGAAUAAUAUUAAUAAAUAACUAAGCCAA
This is a messenger RNA of Bombina bombina (fire-bellied toad), 4035 nucleotides long. It is a transcript of the gene GATAD2A, whose product is annotated as GATA zinc finger domain containing 2A. Gene Ontology annotation, molecular function: sequence-specific DNA binding. The record is from RefSeq and is a predicted model, not a curated record. NCBI's taxonomy places the organism in Eukaryota, Metazoa, Chordata, Amphibia, Anura, Bombinatoridae. Gene Ontology annotation, cellular component: NuRD complex. The transcript has 10 exons. Gene Ontology annotation, biological process: negative regulation of transcription by RNA polymerase II. Bases 343 to 2043 code for a protein of 566 amino acids.